This is a messenger RNA of Triplophysa dalaica, 600 nucleotides long. It is a transcript of the gene gpx2, whose product is annotated as glutathione peroxidase 2. Lineage: Eukaryota; Metazoa; Chordata; Actinopteri; Cypriniformes; Nemacheilidae. Gene Ontology annotation, molecular function: glutathione peroxidase activity. Gene Ontology annotation, biological process: response to oxidative stress. The transcript has 2 exons. The record is from RefSeq and is a predicted model, not a curated record.
AUGACAUUCAUAGCAAAGACUUUUUACGACCUGCAAGCGACUAAACUGGAAGGGGAAACAUUAGAUUUUAAUAUUUUCCGAGGAAGAGUCAUUCUUAUUGAGAAUGUGGCAUCACUUUGAGGGACAACCACCCAGGACUACAGCCAGCUCAAUGAGCUCCAGAGCAGAUAUCCUCACCGACUUGUGGUCCUGGGCUUUCCCUGUAACCAGUUUGGAUAUCAGGAGAACUGCUCUAAUGCAGAAAUUCUGAAUUCAUUGAAGUAUGUACGUCCGGGUGAAGGGUUUCAGCCCACAUUUUCCAUUUUGGAGAAGUGUGAUGUAAACGGAAAAGAUGCACAUCCAGUCUUUUCCUACUUGAAAGACAAGCUUCCUUAUCCAGAUGAUGACCCUAUAUCAUUUAUGCAGAACCCUAAAUAUCUAACCUGGAACCCUAUAAGUCGGAAUGAUAUUUCAUGGAAUUUUGAAAAGUUUCUAAUUGGACCAGAGGGUGAGCCCUUUAAAAGAUACAGUAGAAAGUUCAACACUAUUGAUAUUGAACCAGACAUCCAAAGACUGCUAAAGCUGACUAAAAACGAAUCAAAACAUGCUAGUGAUCAUUAA